Aspergillus brunneoviolaceus CBS 621.78 is the source of this 888-nucleotide messenger RNA. RefSeq lists its product as uncharacterized. The record is from RefSeq and is a predicted model, not a curated record. Bases 1 to 888 code for a protein of 295 amino acids. Lineage: Eukaryota; Fungi; Ascomycota; Eurotiomycetes; Eurotiales; Aspergillaceae. The transcript has 3 exons.
AUGGACACUGAAUUUAGCGAAAUCAUCUCAUCCCCACUCUUUACCUUCAUCGUUGGCAAAGCAAAGAAGGAAAUCACGGUUCAUUCCCAGGCCCUGGCUAGCCUGUCAUCCACGCUUGACAGAUUGAUAUAUGGCGAGAUGAUCGAAGCUAAAACCCGUAGGGUGGACUGGUCGGAGGUAACCGAGGAAGCAACCUUCCUGCGUCUGUGCGAAUAUGCGUAUGUGCGCGACUAUACCCCACCGCCGUGCUCGUACAGAGAGGUAGAGCCUCUGAGCGUUCCAGUAUCGAAGUCUCCAGAACCGGUCAAUGAGCUCAUCGAUGUGCCAGCCGAGCCUGAGGCCCCAGCUGAGUCUCCACCACCGCUUGAUUCACCACAACCCACUUAUGUGAAUGCCUCCAACAAAGCGAUCUUUGACGGUUACAUUCUACCGCGCAAGAAUCCUAAAAAAACGCGGUGGCUACGUCGCCUGUUUGAUUUCGACAAGUUCAAGGAACAGCACUGGCACGAUGACUUCAGAGUGAACAAGUAUGCUCCCAAGGGGAAUUCGCACCCUCGCGAAGACUUCACGGAUGUCUUUGUGGGGCAUGUGGAGCUCUAUAUUUUGGCUGACAGGUAUGGGGUCCUCCAACUCAAGGAGUUGGUUAAAUAUAAGCUGGCAGCCACAUUGAAGGAGUUCACUCUAUGCAAACACAAUGUCAUCGAUUUGGUGGAACCGAUUCAACUGCUAUACCAAAACACUUUGCCCGGUGAUACCUUGCGAGCUUUGAUUGUAGGCUAUGUUCUCUCAGUGCUUAUUCAGAUAGGAGAUAGUGCGGAUUUCCAAAAGCUAUUGGCAGAAGGUGGAGAGUUUGUUCUUGAUUUCUGGAAGACAUACUGGGAAGGUUAA